Messenger RNA from Panthera uncia (snow leopard), 907 nucleotides. RefSeq names its product phospholipase A2 group IIF (gene PLA2G2F). Gene Ontology annotation, biological process: negative regulation of T cell proliferation; phospholipid metabolic process; arachidonate secretion. The record is from RefSeq and is a predicted model, not a curated record. Bases 17 to 652 code for a protein of 211 amino acids. The transcript is spliced from 5 exons. Lineage: Eukaryota; Metazoa; Chordata; Mammalia; Carnivora; Felidae. Gene Ontology annotation, molecular function: phospholipid binding; calcium ion binding.
CCCCAGAACACAGAACAUGGCGGAUGGGGCACAGGCCAACCCCAAAGUGUUGAGGAAGAAGGUGCUGGUUAGGCACCCCUCCAGGUGGAGGGGCCCAAGUCUCAGGGCCUCUUUUCCUUGGAGAACCUCAAGGUCCAGCUUGGGUAUGAAGAAAUUCUUCACCAUGGUCGUCCUGGCCGGCAGCGUCCUGCCCACGGCCCGCAGCAGCCUGCUUAACCUGAAGUCCAUGGUGGAAACCAUCACGGGGAGGAGUGCCAUCUUGUCCUUCGUGGGCUACGGCUGCUACUGUGGACUAGGAGGGCACGGGCUGCCCAUGGAUGAGGUGGACUGGUGCUGCCACGCCCAUGACUGCUGCUACCAGAAGCUCUUCGACCUGGGCUGCCACCCCUAUGUGGACCACUAUGAAUACACCAUCGAGAACAAUACUUCCAUCAUCUGCAGUGAGCUCAACGAGACCGAGUGUGACAAGCAGACCUGUGAGUGUGACAAGAACGUGGUUCUGUGCCUCCGGAACCAGACGUACAAUGAGAAGCAUCGCAACUACCUCAACAUCUACUGUCAGGGCCCCACGCCCAACUGCAGCAUCUACGAGCCGCCCCUGGAGGAGGCGGCCUACAGGCACAUCUCCCCCACUGCCCCUGCACCUCCCUAGUGCCCCCCGGGGCUGACGGGCAAGAGGGAUGGAGGUUCUGGCUCUGGGGACCAGACAGGCAGACCAGGUGGAGAUGGGGGAAGACUGAGAGCCCAGGGCUUUCUGGCUGCUUCCUCCCUGGAACUCUCCAGGGGACCGGCCCCAGAGGACUCAGGGAGGCCUGGGUCCUGACUGUGGCUCCCAGGCCCCUCCAGCCCAGCACUGGGCGUGGCCAUGUCCUACCGCUGAUCCCAGACUUGGCAGGAAACAUGUAGC